AUGCGUCUUUUCCUCUCUAUCACUCUUCUCGCCAUCACGGCUGGUUUGCUUGCGCAGGCGUCGAGCUUGGCCGAUUUGGCAGCCAGGCAUGGCUACCUCUGGGAUGGCGUGACCUUUCCGACCCCCAUCCCUCCUCAAAUCCCCUACAACAAUACAACGGCGCUGGACGUGGCCAAAUGUCUGGCAGGCACGGGCCAGUACCGCAUCGACAUCGAAGACCAAAUGGUCAUUGUCAUGUACCUGGAAGAGUCGCAAGAGGUCACCGUCAUCAACUGUGUUUUUCUCACUGGUGCCGGUGUCUUUUACCAGCAUCGUGAUGACCUUGCCACACUGCCCACUGCACCUCACGAGCCGAGCAUCCAGGGAGUCACGUUUGGCCUCAACAUCGACCCGAACGCGGUGAUCCAUCCUACUGCUCAACCCCAGCACGCCCUGUCAGCGACACGAAUCUCGCACCGUGGUCCGGUGCCCGUAGAGAGUCGUCGAUGGUCGGCCAUCAAAGCUCCGCUGCGGCCAGCCUUGGCGUCCACGCUUGGUAAUGGAUUUUGGGCUGCCCGGAUGAUCGCAUCGGCCGUCACUCCGCUCGCACAGACCCAAUUUUCCAAGCCGAUCCAGGUCGGCAGAGAUCAAACAUUGGCUACGCGCGCUUUAUCCGCCUACCAGACGGCUUUGGAUCGACGAUGUGCCAGCUGCGCAAGCAGCACGCUCGUCUGUCCCCACGCUUCUACAGCUGCGGUCUUUUCCUCGCUCAUGGAUGUGGUGCCUCGGCCUGUGUUCUCAACGCUGUAUCCGCGGUCAAAGCCAUCUGAACGGAAGCGAUUGCCGCCGGUGCAGCCUCACGGACAUGGCCGCGAUGCUGCUCCUGGGCACGGAUCAGCCGAGGCGGUCAACGCCGGCGGUCGAGCAGCACUCGCCUCCUCCAACUUCAGCACCACCACCACAUGCCUAGCCAUGACGGCGCUUUCUGCACUCACAUCCUUGCUCUGGCACGUCGGACAAGCGGCACUCACUGUCUCUCCAUACAUCAUCGUCGUCGGGCUCACCAGGACGCCUAGGAACGCCGUCUACAUCACUCCCGAGACGCUGGUGCUCAUAGCCGUCUCUUGUGCGCUUGAAUACCGAGACGAUGCAUCCCGCCGUCUGUUCGCUUGGGGGCAGCUGGGUGCGAGUCUGCACCUCGUAGGCAUGGCUGUGGCAUCGGCCAUGGCAUUCCGCAUCCGCGCUCGCGUCAGCAUGCCCAAGACUCAGGCCAUCCCAGUUCGAACCUCUGCCGACAACGUCAGCACCGAGGAUGACGCGCCUCCUCCUGCCAACAAUCGCAUCUCCCAACAGCUCAACAAGAACAGCAUGGUCUGCAUUCUGUGCUAUCUCGGCGGCAUUCUGAUCUAUAACUCUACCGUCGCUCUCUUUGGUUGGCUUGGCAUGCGCUUGUUCGGGACUCCGAAACCCUUAAGUGCCAUCUGGCUCGAACACUGGUCUGUCUCCGUAGCAGCGCUCCAGAUCGUCGCCUUGUGGCCACAGUAUGAGCUCAUGAUUCAGAUCAACAAGGCGAAAGCAAGCUUGCCGCAUCCAGACCUCCCGCUGCCAGAGGGUCUCAGUCAGGACGAGCAAAGCAGAAGAUUUGAAGCGCCAAAAAUGCUCUGGGCUUUCCUGGUGGCAUUUCAGGGUGGAACGGCGAUCAUGUUCCCCAGCUUGUUGAUGCAGGGGAUCGAGGCCAAAGGGCGUGACGAUCCGCUGGUGGUCACGACCACGAUAGCAGCCUUUCAUAUGAUCGUACUUCUAGGGUUCGUCGCAAGGCUCAAGAUCCUGCCGCCGGGACGGCUCAUUACGUUCGAGGAAGCACAAGCGGCCGACCAAGAGGCUGGCAUCAGGCUCGGAUAA
Molecule: messenger RNA, 1881 nt
Organism: Moesziomyces antarcticus
Lineage: Eukaryota; Fungi; Basidiomycota; Ustilaginomycetes; Ustilaginales; Ustilaginaceae
Exons: 6
Coding region: 1-1881 (626 amino acids)
Source: RefSeq, a predicted model, not a curated record